CGUUUACCGACUAGUGCGUGUGACGCUCUGAGCAGGUGCUGAGACGUGAAGGUGAAUUCCAUUUUCGCUGGAAGAGGGCAGGACACGGAAACGUAUUAAUCCUGUCUCAGACGGGCAGAGUUGUACAGUCUGCUGUUGAAGGAGCACUUUGACCCUGCGCGACCGGCUGACAGCCGUGUGACUAAGCGAACUGGCUUCUGCUCUUGAAGACAGAAGUGAGUUUCAAGACCGGGAGCAGUUUUAAAAAGAACGGAAAGAAAAGAGAAAAGAAACGUCUCUGUGGCUUAAAAGCAUCGUUAGUUGCAGCUGUCGGUGAGAUGAGCGACACGCAUUGGGCUCAAUUCCUCUCUGUUUCGGUAAAGCUGCUGAGUGUGACACGGAAUGCUUAUUCAGCUGUGUGUGAAGAGGUUUCCCCCUGAGGUUGUAUUUUGAGCCUCUCCGUUUCCUGUCAUCUGUGUCCGGUGGCGACAGACAAGGUUGCAGGCAAGCUGAGUUCGACCCUCUCAUGGGUGAGGAACUCGGUGUCUCACACCGUCAGUCAGAUGGCUAGCCAGGUGGCCCCGCCCUCCACUCUCCACACCCCCUCCACCUCCACCUCCACCAGCCUCUCCACCCCCGGCCUGUCGCCCUCCUCCCCGGCCCCGUCCCCGUCCUCGCCCUCCCAGCUCAGCCCCGAUGAGUUGGAGCUGCUCGCCCGACUGGAGGAGCAGAACAGGCUCCUGGAGACAGACAGUAAGUCUCUGAAGUCGGUGAAUGGCUCGCGGAGAAACAGUGGCUCCUCGCUGGUGUCCAGCUCCUCGGCCUCCUCCAACCUGUCCCACCUGGAGGAGGACACCUGGAUCCUGUGGGGCCGCAUCGUCAACGACUGGGAGGAGGUGCGCAAGAAGAAGGAGAAGCAGCUGAAGGAACUGGUCAGGAAAGGGAUUCCCCAUCACUUCCGGGCCAUCGUGUGGCAGCUGCUGUGUAACGCCCAGAACAUGCCCAUCAAGGACCAGUACUCCGAGCUGCUGAAGAUGACGUCGCCCUGCGAGAAGCUGAUCCGCCGGGACAUCGCCCGCACCUACCCCGAGCACGAGUUCUUCAAGGAGAAGGACAGCCUGGGCCAGGAAGUGCUCUUCAAUGUCAUGAAGGCCUACUCGCUGGUGGACCGAGAGGUGGGGUACUGCCAGGGGAGCGCUUUCAUCGUGGGACUGCUGCUCAUGCAGAUGCCGGAGGAAGAGGCCUUCUGUGUGUUUGUGAAGCUGAUGCAGGACUACAGGCUGAGGGAGCUGUUCAAGCCCAGCAUGGCUGAGCUGGGGCUGUGUAUGUACCAGUUUGAGUGCAUGAUCCAGGAGCAGCUGCCAGAGCUCCACCUCCACUUCCAGGCCCAGAGUUUCCACACCUCCAUGUAUGCCUCCUCCUGGUUCCUCACCAUCUUCCUCACCUCUUUCCCUCUCACCGUCGCCACCAGGAUCUUCGACAUCUUCAUGUGCGAGGGUCUGGAGAUCGUGUUCCGCGUGGGCCUCUCCAUCCUCCAGAUCAACCAGGCCGAGCUCAUGCAGCUGGACAUGGAGGGGAUGCUACAGCACUUUCAGAAGGUCAUCCCACACCAGCUGGACACUGGUCCCGACAGGGUGAUUCUCACCGCCUAUCAAGUCAAGUACAACGCCAAGAAAAUGAAGAAGCUAGAAAAGGAAUACACUACAAUCAAAACCAAGGAGAUGGAGGAGCAGGUGGAAAUCAAGAGGCUGCGCACGGAGAACAGGCUCCUGAAGCAGAGGAUCGAGACCCUGGAGAAAGAAAGUGCUUCCUUGGCUGAUAGGUUGAUCCAGGGCCAGGUGACACGUGCUCAGGAGGCGGAGGAGAGCUACCUGGUCAAGCGGGAGCUGGCCACGGUCAGACAGCAGCAGGAGGAGGCCAGUGCGCGGCUGGAGAAAGCGCACGCCACCAUCCACCAGCUCCAGCACAGCACGCCGCCGCCAGCGCAGUCUAAGUGCUACUCGGAGGAGGUGGUCGUGCAGCUGGAGAGAGAGCUGGUGCAGGCGCGGCUGAAGGAGGCCGAGUCACAGUGCGCGCUCAGGGACAUGCAGGACAAGGUCCUGAACAUGGAGAAGAGGAACGCAGACCUGCCGGAUGACAGUAACGUUGUGCGGCUGCAGGAGGAACUGAUUGGUGUAAAAUUGAGGGAGGCGGAGGCUCUGACUGGCCUGAAGGAGCUACGGCAACAAGUCCGAGAUCUGGAGGACCACUGGCAGAGGCACCUGGCGCGCACGGCGGGCCGCUGGAAGGACAGCCCCAGGAAGAACGCGCUGAACGAGCUGCAGGACGAGCUGAUGGGCGUCCGCCUGCGAGAGGCCGAGGCCCAGGCCCUGCUCAGAGAGACCAAGCAGAGGCUGCUGGAACUGGAGACCCAGAACCAGGUGCAGGGGAACCAGCUGCGCCGGACGGAGCAGACGGGGCGGAGCCAGCAGGAGCGCGUGCAGCUGCUGACCGCCCAGAACAAGGGCCUGCUGGUGCAGCUGCAGGGGGCCAAGCGCAAGCAGGCCGAGCUCGAGUGCAAGAGCAAAGAAGAUGUGAUGGCGGUGCGACUGCGUGAGGCUGAUAACAUGGCCACCAUGGCAGAGCUGCAGCAGCACAUCGCUGAGCUGGAGAUCCAGAAGGAAGAAGGAAAGGUGCAGGGUCAGCUGAACAGCUCUGACUGCAGCCAGUACAUCCGCGAGCUCAAGGAUCAGAUAGCCGAGCUGAAGCACGAGGUGCAGUUCCUGCACAGUCAGAGGGGAGUGUGCGGCCAGCCCACCUUUGACGGGAUCCACAUCGUCAGCCACUACAUCGGGGAGGAGGGCUCGUACCAGAGCUCGGGGGUCCCGCCCCCCUCGGAGGACCCGCGGGACGUGACGCGGAUCGUACUGCACUCCAGCAUGGUGGACACAGACAGCGACGGGGAGGAGGACAGUCUGUGCCUCUCCCUCCCCAGCAACGGUCCCAACGCCCAGAACAACCGCAAGACCACUACCGUGUGACGGCCAGCAGGGGCGUGUUAAACGUGUGGACAAGCAACCUGGGAGAGAGAGGGAGCGCCUGACCCAUCGUGUCAUUUCCACCUGUUCUUGCGUCUGCCUUACUUUUGCCAAAACGCAAUGCGAUGUACGCACACACACACACACACACACACACACACACACACACACACACACACACACACACACGCGUCACUGCCAUCACAUGGACUCCAGCAGGAACAGAUGGCGGGUGACAGAGACACUUGCGGGCCAGUAGGGGCCAGUAUUAAUGCUCAGCUGUAUUCUGUUCAUGGCGGUGUUGGAACCUCACACAGCUCCCACAGGCAACAGUGAAAAUCAGAAACUCAACACAAACGCACCCGUACACGCGGCUCCAGGUACAACACAGACGGAGACUUUGUGCAAUAUCUCCUUUUAUGCUUGACGACAAACGCUUUACCGCGGUUUUUGUUGAAAUAUUUUAUGUUUGGAGCGGUUAAUUGGACAUCAGUUUGCUGCAGCCGAUUCACUCCGUAAUGAAUUCAGCUAUUAGCUGCAGUAAGGUGAAAACCCCAGUUAAAGGACCUGCACACAAAGUGCUUCUGGAGUGGUCUGUAUUAAGCAUUAAACACUCCAGUAUAGAGUAACUCUGUUAAGACUCUUUUAAUGGCUGUGCGUUUCACUUGCAGCCAUAUGGUCAAUAGGGAUCUGAAUCUGUAAUAUAUUUAGUACUUCAUUUUUUUUGUUCUGUAUUCCUAUCAUUAUGUUGACUUGAAACCUUUCAUAGAUUAUUUUGACAUAAUCUGCUUUUAUCAUCUAUAGAACCAUUCAUUUUAAAGGGACAUUUCACUCGUUAAUGCAUUGUGAUUUCAUGUGAAGAAAGAUUUGAGAUUCAAGCAAGCAAAAGUGUUUUUGUAUGCAAAUAUUAUUUAUGGACAUUUUCUAUAAGGUUGAAUGGGAGACUGCCAGAAAAUGUAUUGUGUGCAUGUAUGCAACAGGUAGACAUGGAGCUCUAGAGGUGACUAAUGUACAGUUGUUGAUUUAACUUGAGCAGUCAUUGAUAUUGCAUUCUGUUUAAUCUGUACAUAUCAUGGCGUGCUCUGAACUGGCUAUGAUGAGGUCUCAAUCGUAACAGUAGUGGUUUGGAGCGGUUUGCUAAAUGAGGACAUGCAAGUUUCAGUAUAAACUAAUGCCCACAAACUCAUGUGUUUUCUAAUGACCCCCCCUCCCCCAUUUUAAAUUUCUUUGCACACUUGUUUUUUGUUUUUUUUCCUGGCUCAUUAAAAUCAUGAGUCAGUUUUAAAGUAAAUCAUAUCCAGGUAUGCUAAGAUACCGGAUAGUAAACUUGACACUCCAUGCGUUUGUGUAGGUCUGAUUUUAUACCUGAAGUGCUCAUCUUCAGUAUGUACUGUACGUGUAUGAGACGGCUAUUUACACACGACCUACGACAGUCAAGGGAUUAUUUACUGUGAUACAGUAGAAAAGGGAGCUUAUCAAAUCAAAUCAAAUAUAUAUUUAAAGAACAAACUGAUGAAUACUGUGUAGCCACGAUGGCCACUUUUAUUCCUUUACACAUGUAAAUAUUGUUUUUGUUUGUUUUUAAACUAAAUGCAGAUGUGCAUUGCUGAUAAAGGAAACAACAUUUCUCACUCGGUCAGACUGUGGACAGAAUGUCUUUGACUGAUAAAUGUUUUAAUUCUAUCAUGCAUGUGUCCAUUAGCUGUGGCCUGGGCUUCUCAGGUCCUUGCUGUUCAUCGAUGACAGGCGGCCAUUUUGUGCAGUGAAAAUGACUUGCUUCAUAACAAUGGUCCCAGCUAGGCAAAACCCUGACCCGUGUGGGUCUGACCUAA
Messenger RNA from Conger conger (European conger), 4828 nucleotides. It is a transcript of the gene evi5a, whose product is annotated as ecotropic viral integration site 5a. NCBI's taxonomy places the organism in Eukaryota, Metazoa, Chordata, Actinopteri, Anguilliformes, Congridae. Bases 543 to 2999 code for a protein of 818 amino acids. The record is from RefSeq and is a predicted model, not a curated record. The transcript is spliced from 21 exons.